GACACAAUUUAAAACAUCAACUAUUUUAAUCUUUAAACCGAAUGACUUUUGUCUUAAAAAAUCAAUUUAAACUGAACCGCAAACACUCCUACCGUGGCACAACAAUAUAUACAUAUUCCAACAACUAACUUUGUAGAAGUGUUUGAUUCCAAUAUUCCACAUGGAUCCAAUUGGUUUCUUCCUUCUUCUGACAUCCCUGUUAUUCAGUUACCCAUUUGUUCUCAUUGCUCAAUCUCCCACAACCACAACAACUAUCAGUGUUGUAGGAUUUGUUUAUUGUGAUACCUGCUCAACUGGCACUUUCUCUAAACACAGUUACUUCUUACCAGAUUGCAGAUUUAGAGCAACCUCGCCAAAAACCAAUGAGCAGAUAAGUUUUUCAGUUAACAGAACAACAGACAGAGAGGGAGCAUACAAGUUAGAUGUAGCAUCAGUGGAUGGAAUAAACUGUGAAAGUGGCGUGGAGGAUGAUAAUUCACAGAUUGUGUCUCUCUGUGAAGCAAGCUUGAUAGGGACUUCAUCAUCUUCUUAUUCUUGUAAUGUUCCUUUCUUAAAGAGCACAAGAAGUAGCGAGGUAUCAAAAGAGGAAAAUAACCUAUGUAUAUACAGCUUGGGAGCUCUCAGUUACAAGCCACCUGAAGAUAUGAUCAAUACUACCUUAUGCUCAAAUUAAUUCAUUUGUUCCGAUCUCAAGUCCGCCACACUAUAUAUAUAUAUUGUCUUCUUUAGGUAUUACGGGAACCUUUACAAGUGCGCCUUAGUUAAAAAGAUGUUGUUGAAGAGAGUGUGUUUAUAAUCUCAAUUUCUGAGUGAUGUGAUAUUUUUUGGUGUACCAGAACAAAAUUCAUUCUAGCACAUCCCUUUCUUUUUCUUUUCUUGGAUUUGAGUUUGUUCUGAUAUCAAGUCUAGUCUACUAAACAGAUAUUCAAAAAUAUUAUCGGUUUUAGAUUUUAUAUAAACCUUCACAAUUUGGUCUUGGAUUUAUAAAUUACUCAUAAUCUCGAUUUCUUUUGAGUAAUUUAUGUGGUCAUAAUUUUUGGUGUACCAGAGCAAAAUUCAUUCUAGCUAGCAGCUCUCUUUAUCUUCCAUUCCAUUUAGGAUUAGGUGACCCUUCUCUUCCUCUUACUCAAUAAAUAUAUCCUUAUCCUACUACACUACACUACACUACCCUCACUAAUUAAGUCCCUUUUAUUUUAGUGGAUCCCACUACUUGGAUACCUUGUGUGUGUGUGUGUAAUGUAAUGUAUUUCUAUCUCGGCCAUCAUCUAUACAAUACUAAACCAAAUCCACACACUCUCAUGUCUCAUCUCUUCCUUUUUCAUUUUCUUUUUAUUCUUGUCAUCAUAAUUAUUUAAUAUUUAUAUAUUGAAACACCUAGCUAGCUAGCAGUUCCGUUUUAUCAA
Messenger RNA from Trifolium pratense (red clover), 1403 nucleotides. RefSeq lists its product as uncharacterized. The coding region runs from base 161 to 673 and encodes 170 amino acids. The transcript has 2 exons. NCBI's taxonomy places the organism in Eukaryota, Viridiplantae, Streptophyta, Magnoliopsida, Fabales, Fabaceae. The record is from RefSeq and is a predicted model, not a curated record.